Molecule: messenger RNA, 2533 nt
Organism: Sus scrofa (pig)
Lineage: Eukaryota; Metazoa; Chordata; Mammalia; Artiodactyla; Suidae
Gene: ELMO3
Product: engulfment and cell motility 3
Biological process (GO): actin filament organization; cell motility
Source: RefSeq, a predicted model, not a curated record
GGACGGGCCGCCUUGGCGGGGCGGGGCGGGGCCGGCGCCCUCCUACCCUCCUACCCCCGGACUCCAACCCGGAACUGGCCUCGGCUCUGGCUCCCUUGGGAAGGCCGCCGCGCCUUGUCAGGAGUAGGAGCCUGGGCUCUUAAGAGCGGGCCCCGGGAGCCAAGCCUCGGACUGAGGACCGCCUUCGUGCUCAGGGCACCCAGACCAGGUGUGCCCUCGGCCGGGAGGUUGCACAUCUGGAAAGUACAGGGGGCCCCCACCUCGGCUAGACCAUGGCACCCUCGCGGAAUGUGGUGAAGAUCGCCGUCCAGAUGCGUGAGGCCAUCCCGCAGCUCAUCCAGCUGGACCAGGCGAAACCCCUGGCCGCCGUGCUGAAGGAGGUGUGCGAGGCGUGGAACCUGCCUCACUCUGAGCGCUAUGCCCUGCAAUUUGCUGAUGGGCACGGGAGAUACAUCACUGAGAACAACCGCAUGGAGAUCAAGAAUGGCAGUAUCCUAUGCCUCAGCACAGCCCCAGACCUUGAGGCUGAGCGGCUUUUAGGUGGCCUGCAGAGUGAGAGUCCUGAAGGGCGCCGGGAAGCCCUGCGGCAUCUCGUCGUGCUGGCCCCAGACAUGACCUUUGCCCGGGAGGUCAUCAGCCGUGAUGGGCUUCAGAGAAUAGGCACCAUCAUUGAGGAUGGGGAUGACCUAGGGGAGUUGCUAGCCCUUGCACUGAGGGCCUUCUUGGAACUCAUGGAGCAUGGCGUGGUGUCCUGGGAGACGCUCAGCAUCCCCUUUGUUAGGAAGGUGGUGUGCUAUGUGAACAUGAACCUGAUGGAUGCAUCUGUGCAGCCCCUGGCCCUGGGGUUGCUAGAGAGUGUCACCUUGAGCAGCCCUGCCCUGGGCCAGCUGGUCAAGAGUGAGGUGCCACUGGAUAGGCUGCUGGUGCACCUACAGGUGAUGAACCAGCAGCUGCAAACCAAGGCCAUGGCACUGCUGACAGCUUUGCUGCAGGGAGCCAGCCCUGCUGAACGUAAGCACAUGCUCGACUACCUGUGGCAGAGAAACCUUCGCCAGUUCAUCUACAAGAACAUCAUCCACAGCGCAACGCCACUGGGCGACGAGAUGGCUCACCACCUGUACGUACUGCAGGCCCUUACACUGGGGCUGCUGGAGCCGCGCAUGCGGACGCCACUGGACCCCUACAGCCAGGAGCAGCGGGAGCAGCUGCAGGCCUUGCGCCAGGCUGCCUUUGAGCCGGAGGGGGAGUCCCUGGUCGGGCUGAGUGCUGAUCGUCGCCGUUCCCUCUGUGCCCGCGAGUUCCGCAAACUGGGCUUCUCAAACAGCAACCCCGCGCAGGACCUGGAGCGGGUGCCCCCUGGCCUGCUGGCCCUGGACAACAUGCUCUACUUCUCCAGACACGCACCCAGUGCCUACAGCCGGUUUGUGCUGGAGAACAGCAGCCGUGAGGACAAGCACGAGUGUCCCUUUGCUCGGAGCAGCAUCCAGUUGACGGUGCUGCUGUGUGAGCUGCUCCGCGUUGGGGAGCCCUGCUCCGAAACAGCCCAGGACUUUUCACCUAUGUUCUUCGGCCAAGACCAGAGCUUCCAUGAGCUCUUCUGUGUGAGCAUCCAGCUGCUGAAUAAGACCUGGAAGGAGAUGCGGGCCACUCAGGAGGACUUUGACAAGGUCAUGCAGGUGGUGCGGGAACAGCUGGCCCGCACCCUGGCCCUGAAGCCCAGCUCCCUGGAGCUCUUCCGAACCAAGGUGAAUGCCCUCACCUACGGGGAGGUGCUGCGGCUGCGGCAGACGGAGCGGCUGCACCAGGAAGGCACGCUGGCCCCUCCCAUUCUGGAGCUGCGGGAGAAGCUGAAGCCAGAGCUCAUGGGCCUGAUCCGCCAACAGCGUUUGCUCCGCCUCUGCGAGGGGACCCUCUUCCGCAAGAUCAGCAGCCGGAGGCGCCAGGACAAGCUGUGGUUCUGCUGCCUGUCCCCCAACCACAAGGUGCUGCAGUACGGGGAUGUGGAGGAGGGUGCCGGCCCACCCGCUGCCGAGAGCCUGCCCGAGCAGCUCCCUGUGGCCGACAUCAGGGCACUACUGACAGGCAAAGACUGCCCCCACGUCCGGGAGAAGGGCUCGGGGAAGCAGAACAAGGACGUCUGUGAGUUAGCUUUCUCGGUCAGCUAUGACCAUGGGGAGGAAGAGGCCUACCUCAAUUUCGUCGCCCCAUCCAAACGGGAGUUCCACUUGUGGACAGACGGGCUGAGCGCCCUGCUGGGCAGUCCCAUGGGCAGUGAGCAGACACGGCUGGACCUGGAGCAGCUGCUGACCAUGGAGACCAAGUUGCGGUUGUUGGAGCUGGAGAACGUGCCCAUCCCUGAGCAGCCACCCCCCAUCCCCCCGCCCCCCACCAACUUCAACUUCUGCUAUGACUGCAGCAUCGCUGAACCUUGACAGUAAGGUUGGCCAAGAGUCACAAAAGGUGGAGGGAGAGAAGCACAGGCUUCCUGACCAGCAGAGGCUGCCGCAGAAAUAAAGUCUGCUUGGCUCUUGGA